AUGGCCAAUAUGGACACACCUGUGCGCCUUACCGUUCUCAUAUCCGGCAAUGGCUCCAACCUCCAAGCAGUGAUAGACAAGACACAGCAAGGACAACUCUCGACACAGAUCGUGCGCGUCAUCUCCAACCGCCAGAAUGCGUAUGGUCUCGAGCGGGCUCGACAGGCCAACAUCCCCACGCAAUACCACAACCUGGUGAAAUACAAAAAACAGCACCCUGCUACACCAGAGGGUAUUCAGGCGGCGCGGGAAGAGUACGACGCCGAAUUGGCCCGAUUGGUACUGGCUGACAAGCCGGAAAUGGUGGCUUGUUUGGGAUUCAUGCAUGUUCUGUCGCCGAGGUUCUUGGAGCCGUUGGAGGAAGCUAAGAUUAAUAUCAUCAAUCUGCACCCGGCUCUGCCCGGGGCAUUUAAUGGGGCGAACGCUAUUGAGCGUGCGCAUGCUGCUUGGUUGGAAGGGAAAAUCGAUAAGACGGGUGUUAUGAUCCAUAGAGUCAUUUCGGAGGUGGAUAUGGGGCAGCCCAUCCUGGUCAGGGAAAUUCCGUUUGUGAAGGGGGAGGAUGAGGAUCUGCAUAAGUUUGAGCAGAAGGUGCAUGAGGUUGAGUGGGGAGUGGUCAUUGAGGGGGUGAAGCUUACGAUCCAGGAGGUCAAGGAGAGCAGGUAG
This is a messenger RNA of Aspergillus luchuensis, 663 nucleotides long. Its product is annotated as phosphoribosylglycinamide formyltransferase. The coding region runs from base 1 to 663 and encodes 220 amino acids. NCBI's taxonomy places the organism in Eukaryota, Fungi, Ascomycota, Eurotiomycetes, Eurotiales, Aspergillaceae. Gene Ontology annotation, cellular component: cytoplasm. The transcript is spliced from 2 exons. Gene Ontology annotation, biological process: 'de novo' IMP biosynthetic process. Gene Ontology annotation, molecular function: phosphoribosylglycinamide formyltransferase activity. The record is from RefSeq and is a predicted model, not a curated record.